GUGAAAAUUUCUUCUCACCAAACAAUAAUUUUAUUACAAAAUGUCCAAAUUCCAAAUUCCAGAAAUCAUCACAUUUGUGGUAUGGGACUACCUUGUUUUUGGAGCACUGUUUUUGAUAUCCGCCGGAAUUGGGGUGUUUUUUGCUAUUAAAGAGAGAAAAAAAACAACCACGGCGGACUUUCUUGUUGGUGGUAAACAGAUGACAUGUGGACCAGUAGCCUUAUCCCUGACUGCCAGCUUUAUGUCUGCUGUGACAAUUCUAGGGGCCCCAUCUGAAGUCUAUCGUUUUGGGGCCUCCUUUGUUUUAUUUUUUAUUGCCUAUGCAUUUGUUGUCUUUUUUUCAGCUGAGCUAUUUGUGCCCAUGUUCUACAGGGCCGGAAUCACCAGUACAUAUGAGUACCUAGAACUGCGGUUUAACAGAGUUGUCCGGUAUGCAGCAACAAUUAUGUACAUUGCACAAACGAUACUUUACACUGGAGUAGUGGUCUAUGCACCAGCAUUGGCUUUAAAUCAGGUGACAGGAUUCAACCUCUGGGGAUCGGUAUUCGCCACUGGCAUUGUUUGCACCUUUUACUGCACAUUGGGUGGACUGAAGGCUGUUGUGUGGACAGAUGCCUUCCAGAUGGUGGUUAUGGUUGUCGGAUUUUUGUCUGUUCUUAUUGAAGGAACGAUUCAGAACGGAGGGCCAAGCAAAGUAUGGCAGACUGCAAUAAACGGAUCGCGUCUGGAUAUUGCUGACUUUGAUGUGGAUCCAUUAAGAAGACAUACCUUUUGGACAAUUGCAGUUGGGGGAACAUUUACAUGGCUGGGAAUCUAUGGAGUCAACCAGUCAACAGUACAGAGGUGCAUUUCCUGCAAGUCAGAGAAACACGCAAAACUAGCCCUUUAUCUUAACUUGAUUGGUCUCUGGAUUAUCUUGGUCUGUGCAGUGUUCUCUGGUUUAGUCAUGUACGCACACUAUGAGGGUUGUGAUCCUUGGACUGCUGGAUUUAUUCAAGCUCCUGACCAGAUGAUGCCCUAUUUCGUUAUGCAUAUAUUCUCAAAAAUGCCAGGACUUCCGGGUCUCUUUGUAGCUUGUGCCUUCAGUGGGACAUUAAGCACUGUGGCGGCCAGCAUCAAUGCUCUCGCUACUGUCACCUAUGAAGACAUUGUUAAGAGUUUCUUCAAGAACAUAUCAGACAAGAAGAGCACCUGGAUUAGUAAAGGCUUAUGUGUCCUGUUUGGUAUUCUCUGCACUGUCAUGGCUGUGGUUGCAUCGCUGAUGGGUGGAGUAGUACAGGCUGCACUUAGCAUCCAUGGGAUGUGUGGGGGCCCCAUGUUAGGAUUAUUCUCUUUGGGCAUUUUGUUCCCAUGGACCAACUGGAAGGGUGCUCUAGGAGGUCUGUUGUCAGGAAUCACCAUGUCAUUCUGGGUUGCCAUUGGAGGAUUUAUAUAUCCUGCUCCUACAUCCAAGUCACUUCCUUUAAUUCUAAGGACAGAUCAAUGUAAAUUGCUUAAUGAAACAAUCAAUGGCACAUUGUCCACAGUCCUACCUACAACCCUAGCUACCACUGUUCAACCAGAAAGGUCAGUGUUGGCAGAUAACUGGUACAGCUUAUCAUACCUCUACUAUAGUGUUGUGGGCUACAUUUCAUGUGUCAUCAUUGGGCUUUUAAUCAGUUUUAUAACAGGUCGCGAGCAUGGAAGAAAUAUUAAACCACUAUUUAUUAGACCAGUCUGCAAUCUUAUCUGCUUCUGGUCAGACAAGUACAAGAAAAAAUGUUGGUGUGGUGUUCCACAUGAUGAAGAAGAUGAAGAGGAACUGGAUGGAAUGGCUCUAAAGAAGGACGUUAAGUUGACUCCAGCCCAAGAAAAAACAAUAGAAAACUCCUACACGAAUGACUCCACCAACAAGCCUCCACCUGGUUAUAAUGCUGAAGAGAAAUCUUACACAAACACAGAUGUAGAUAAAGAAUGCAAGUUGUAAAUAAAUUAUUGACUACUAAAGCAGGUCAUACACAUUGGGUUAUUUUUGGACGUAUCCACCCAUUUAAUGUAUAUGUGACUUCCCAACUCUUCACUGUUAGCAGAUGACUUGGACAAAGAUUAGGCAGGGGGCAAACACCUUUUGCUGUGUCCAUUGAAAAUGCAUGCAUACUUGGUUAAAAUGAGUGGGCAUGUGUACUGGGGAUUUGGACACAUAGUUGUCAGCUAAAUGUACCUGUCAUUAUGAAUUACCAAUCAGGGUCUGAGUGUUUAGACCCCAAAAAAUUAUUAGAACAAGUGGAGGGAGAAGCACCUUCUCUCCCCACUUUAUGUCUAUGUGAGUGAGACAGUCCCAUAAAAUUACAUUAUACAGUGACACAGAGCAAGGAGAGAAUGCGCUAAGCUUUACCCAUCCCAUUCUAGUCAUUGGUAGGGUUCUGAACAUAACCCUGAACGAUCAAAACUUUGGUAUGUCUCUGACAUUUUUUUAUAAUAAAAAUAGCAGAAACAAACAGCUGUCCUGCACUCACCACAGCAGUACGGGUCAUACGGCGGUUUCGCACAGUGUGGUAUGCUGGGCCAUAAGAAGUUUACCAUGCUGAGCGAAACUGCCUGCAGUCGCCUCUGAGCGCUUUGUCUUCCCGUCUGUCGGAGGUCGCGAAGAAGAGCCAUAUGACCCGUACUGCUGCGGUGAGUGCAGAAUAGCUGUUUGUUUCUGCUAUUAUUAUUACUCAUGGAUGCUGUUUGAUAUUGUCCUAGCAUCACCGCUGGUCAAUGCCUAGAGUACCCGCGGUGCACAUCCAGGUCUCAUAUAGUGGAGGUGCCACAUUGGGUGGUUGCAGUGCCGCUUUGAUUUCUUUUGAGUUGUCUUUUUUUAUUUUUUAUGAUGACAGUACACAGCACCAAAUGUACAUAGUGUCACAGUCAUUGAAAAUCAUUUUCGCUUAUUUCUUUGUCUCUGUCCUCUAAUUUGUUCAUGCACCAGUGGUAUUGUGCAGAAUUGCUGUAUAGUAUUUAUUUUCAUUGAUUGUGCGUUUGAUAAUGUAAUAUACUGGACACUGGACAAAAUAUUAAGAGAAAUUAGACAAGUCGUGACCCUCAUGGCAUGUUCAUUGGAACUUGGAAAAAAUACCACACAUGAUUAAGAAAGACUUUAAAAAAAAACUCCAAUCUCAGCCCAUUUCAAUAUAAAUAUCACUUUUUGUAACAAUCUUAUUGAAUGGAGACUGAGUCAAGUACUGGGAAAAAAAAGGGAUGGGAACUCACCCAAGAUUCCCUCUCAAGGGCUGGUCCUGCAUGACUCCUGCUAAUGGGAAUAGUGUUUCUGCUGAGGAAAAAGUGAAGGAACUCCGUUCCCAUGCGUUCCUGCAGGACUUGAGCCCUGACUGAGUGUACUGGUAAAUCACAAUUAAAGGGGUAUUCCGGGCACAAACAUUUUAUCCCCUAUCACCUGGGAGGUGACAUCACGCCACGCCCCCUCCAUUCAUGUCUAUGUGAGGGGGCGUGACGGCCGUCACGCCCCCUCCCAUAGACAUGAAUGGAGGGGGGCGUAGUGUGACAUCACGUCCCCAGUUCCAGAAACCCGCCCCCCUCAAUCAGACAUCUUAUCCUAUAUCCUUUGGAUAGGGGAUAAAACGUUUUUGCCGGGAAUAACCCUUUAAUGAUCUGACUUAUAGUAGUAUGAUAAUUUUCUAUAGCAUCUAAGAGUAACCAGCAAUGUUUCUUUCUAUUACCCAACUUACUGUCACUUGCACUUCAGCACUGCAGAGUAUAAUAUGCUGUUUCAAUCAGGAAGUAAUAAACUCGAAGCCGUUCUGUAAUUACCUUUUUAUUUCAUUGCUAUAAUAUUACUAUUACUAUUGCUAUUAAUAUUACUAUUAAUACUAUAAUAUGCUUUUAAAAUAAUUUUGCCAUGUUCCAUUUUAAGUGUAUGUUCACACUGAGAAAUUGACGUGGAAUUUACUUACAUAAUUCCACACCAUUAUUCAGCUCCAAUGUCGCCUUGAGUAUAAGUUUUAUGGACAUUUUUCCACCACUUUGUUCACAAUUUCCACAGAUGAAAUUCUGACAUUGAAUUGUAUUACACAAGAAGAAUGAACAGUUUCAUUCUUUUAGCAGAAUCCACAGGUAAAAACACAUUUAAGUCAAUGCAACUUAGUUUUUCCUGAAAAAAAUGAGUUUGGAACUUAAUUUAUGCAGAAAUUUAUACAGAAUUAAUACACAUAGGAGACCAUGAAACCUCUGGCCUCCAGUAGGUAUAUAUUUAUUCACACAUUCAUUUAUUAUUAAUAUUUCAAGAAUAUACAUAUGCAUAUGUUAUAUUAUCUAUCUAAUCAACAUCACUAAGUGUGAAUACUAGCCUGUCAAUACAGCCACACAUUCCUGUGAUCCAUAACCGCAUUUUGAUAAAGAUUCUUUGUUCAGCUGCCAAUUAAAAAACUGCUAUAAAUAUGAUGAGAUUUAUUUCAGUAACACAGCUACUGAGGAAGGGGGUAGAAUACUUUGUUUUAAGCACCCCGAAACGUGUUUAGCCAAGUGCCAAAAAGACGCAUUGUGACAGUAUCACGGACUAUAAGCCACUACAAGUCCAAUACCAGUUCCAGCUUAUGAGAGACACCAUUUGGAAAUCCAAUACUCCCAUUGCUAUCCAUCUUCCAGAAUCACAAUCUAUCUGCUGUCAUCUGAUCCACCUGCCGCUCCGAUCUUCUCAUCCACUGUUUCCAUCAUCCGCUGAUGUCAGACGCAACCACCACGAGGAAGCGCCAUCGGUCUGCACAUACGGACCUUUGGAGCUCCUGCACAGCAAUCACUGGGUCUAGCGCCCUCUGGACCAGCCGCACUCGGCACUUGCAAGCGCACUCAGGCAGGUCUGCUAACCACAAGUGCAAGUAGACCACCGCAUAUCAGCGAGAGGAGACGGCACCCACAGAGAAGCUGGUAACAUAUUACAUCACAUAAUCAGUGGCAACAUUUUUAAUAUUAUAUGGACAUUUAAUCUCACUACUAGAAUUAUUGUUGGACUAUCAGACAGUCUAUUGCCGGACUAUCAAUUAGUUAGUCAUAUAUUGCCAGACUAUCAGUCAGUUAGUCAUCCCAUUGCCGGACUACCAAGUAGUUGCUAUUAUUCAAGUAAUUUUUAUGUUCUAUGUCACAUGCAUGUUAUGAUAUGUAUUAUUUCAUCAUUCCUCCCACGAGGGCCCUGUGAGGGGACUUUAUAUGCAAUUUUUAUAUUUUUUAAU
Hyla sarda is the source of this 5204-nucleotide messenger RNA. RefSeq names its product solute carrier family 5 member 12 (gene SLC5A12). NCBI's taxonomy places the organism in Eukaryota, Metazoa, Chordata, Amphibia, Anura, Hylidae. Gene Ontology annotation, biological process: transmembrane transport; sodium ion transport. The transcript is spliced from 15 exons. The record is from RefSeq and is a predicted model, not a curated record. Gene Ontology annotation, molecular function: lactate transmembrane transporter activity; symporter activity. Gene Ontology annotation, cellular component: membrane. The coding region runs from base 41 to 1966 and encodes 641 amino acids.